UUAAAAAAAAGUGCAGUGGAUACUCAAAAUUUAUGAUUCAAUAAAUAAUAUAUUUUCAAAACAUAAAAAAGUUAUGUGCUACAGAGUAAUUAACUGUAAAUUACUCUAAAAACAUUUAAAAAUCAAUGCGAAAGAAGAAAAGCUUGAAGCUUUACGAAAAAAUUAACGAAGUGGUAAUUUAAAAAGAUAUCUUAAAAAUAAACAAAUUAAACUUUAGUACUCAAAAAAAGAGUAUGGAGACAAAUUUACUAGUGAUUUAAAAAGAUUAAAUUUGAACUAGUGCAUCUGCGUAAUCCUUGACUGAUUCUGCCUCUACAUUCAAAACAUAGUGCCAGCGAGUAAAAGAAACCCACUUUCACUACCAUAUACCCUACCAUUGCCAUUAACCAUUCAGGGUCUCAAAACAGUAAUACCAAAAAAAAAAAUUCACCUACAAAAACAACUUUGCGCAAACUGUAUUUACUUACAAGUAAACAACUUUAGAAUCGAAAAUAAAAUUUAAAAUUCAAUAGAAAUUAACUAGACAUGCUGUGCAUUUUGUGCGGCAUAAACAAAUAAAAACAUUUGUCUGCGAUUUGUUAAUUAAUAAAAACGUAUAGAGAAAAAAGUGCGUAAAUUUGUGAAACUUUGAAAAAAUCUACUAACUUGCAUUUGUGAACCUUUCUGUGGUAAACCACAAGCUGCCAGCCUCAAUCAAUCUGUGCUUGUAAGCUUUCAAGGAUUAGCAUCCUCUACGUUUCACCAUUUUGUACGCGGCACGCGCAAAAAACGGAUUAAAAGUGGAAGACAUCACGGCGAAAAUGGUAAGGAAGCCAUCGUAAUAUUUCUAUACUACUUCAUUCUCGCUGAUAAUGGCUUGCGUUAAUAAACAAUAUUCAGCCACCGAUUUGGAGGCUUUUAUGAAAAUCGCCGUCAAUUGGCAGAAUAGUAAUCACAAUUUGUUGGAAGGAGUCGAUAUAAAAGGAGAAAUGCAGCAAUACAUGAACAGUCCUGCCAUGAAUAUGUACAAAAAGCGUGAACGCACACAAAACUGGAAUCAUCAGGAGAAGAAGUUCUUGCUUGACUUGUGUCGCAAGGACAUGCGGAUUAUCGAAAACAAAAGACUCGAUGCGGGGUUGACGGCGGUAAAGAAUAAAGCCUGGAAGAUAAUACAUCAGAAAUUCUCAAGUCAAUUUGGUACAGAUCGCACCUGUAAUCGCUUGAAGGAGCAAUGGCGGCGCAUGAAAGCUUGCACGCGUAACGAAAUUUUAGACUAUAAUAAUCGUUUGGCCAGAUUUGGUGCAGAGGUCGCUGAUCGCAAGAAGCCAUCGCCAUUCACAUUCGAAGUUUGGGAAUUCAUGCAGGAGGCCAAGAAAGCUUGCAAAUCAGAAGCUUUGGAUGGAAUUGACUACUCAAAGAUACCGUUGGCGCUUGAAGAGGAUUACGAAUAUCGCGAAGAUGAACAAAAUGGCGAGGAUGAUCACGAUAUGGAUGACAGUCGCACCCCACCACAGGAGCUCUGCGAUGUCGAUAUCAAAGAGGAAACCAAUGAGACCUUCAACGACACCGUCAACAAUCACCAUGAAUCACUGGCGGCCGGUGAACGCCGUCCCUCCUCCUCUUCGCCGAACCUCAGCCGCCUGGGCGCACACGAUCUCGAACGCGCCAGCCUACACAGUCCAGCUGGUAAUUUGGCGACGGCCAGUGAACUCACCAACCCCAGCUUUCUCACACAGAACGGUGCUAGUGGCGGUGGUGCAGCGAUCGGUGGCAGCGCCGGCGACAUGGGCGCCUUCCAGCCUGCCUUCAACAUGAGCAACAUCUCCGCCACAUUGGAAGCGUUGAAUGCGUUACGUACCGGGCAAUUUCCCUCGGCAGCCGCUGCCGCUGCAGCUGCCUUACAGAAUAAUUUCGCUGCCGCCGCCGCGCAGCAACAUAGCCAACAGCAUCAGCAACAACAGCAAAUGACAACACCAAGCAGCAACGACCAGCCACUGGUUAAGCGUCCGCGCAGCUCGAGUGGCAGCGGUAAUGGCGAAGAGGUGUUGCAUGAUUUGUCAAUGAAUGGCGCCGCUGCCGCUGCAAUAGCCAACACAGCAACCUCACAGCUGGGCGGCAGUGCGUUGGGUAUUGCGCCUAGUAGCACGCCUGAGAUGCGCGCCUUCAUGGAUAUGCAGAGCAAAGAGCAUUUGAUGCGCAUGAAAAUACUCGAAGUGCAACUGCAAGCGGCCAAAUAUAGUCGCGAUCUUGUCGAGAUCAAUAAGACAUUGGCGCUGCAGAAGCUGCAGGAGUUGGCCAGCAAGCGUCUGACGAGCUAAGUGCGGCGGAUGAAAAAGUGCGAGUAGUAGACGCGUGUGGAAGCGGAAGUGGAAGUGGAGGAAGUAGUAUUUAUGAGAGUUGCUUGCAUGGAAGCGCUGCUGGCGUGCUUUUCGGCGUUGGGAAUGGGAUGUAAGCGGAAAAAGGCAGCAACGUGGCGCGGAGAUAAGCGCUUCAAGUGGCAACCGCUCGUGUUUUCGUUACAUACCUACAUACAUACAUAUGUAGCUACAUAUUACUUUUUAUUUAUCAAACGUUUGAAGAAUUAUUAUAGUUUUGUUUGCUCUUUUUUUUGAAUAGAAACAACAUUCCUGUUAGCGUCAGUUCAAUACAAACCUAAUUUACUGUUAUUAGAAAUAGUUGCUCUUCUUUUCAUUGUUACUGUGUUUGAAGUCACAAAUUUUAAAGAAUACAAAGAAAUAUGGAAUAUGAAGUUAAUAAAUAAAAAAAAAAGUAAUUUUACUUAAUUUUUGAAAUAAUUUUCGCCAAGACAGUAUUUACAAAGUAGUUAUAACAGAGUGAUAGAAAAUGUAUUAAAAAAUAAAACAAUCCUUUAGGUAUGCAAUAGUUAACACAAUAGCCCUACCUCAGUGGUCACAACCAUGUUGCAUAGUAAGAAAUAUAAACAGUUGAAAUUAGCUAACAAACUUUAAAAACAAACUUGUUAUUGGUUAAAAAUAAAUUCAGUUUGGUAACAUCGUUUCGGAAUGUACAAAAAGUUCGCCCUAUAUAUGUAUACUACAUACAUGCAUACAUAGGUAUGCACAUACCUUUGUAUGUUGCUUAUUUUUAGUGUGCUUAUCUAAUUAAACCUCAAUUUUGCAACCAAGCAAUGCUUGAUUUUUAAACGCUGAUAGGCUCCACAGAAUUGCUUUAAUUUUAACUUAGUAGUAAGCUAGUUGAAUUCGGAGUGUGGGCGGCAAACAGCUGCGCUUAGAUAGCUUAAGCUCGCAAGCCAUUAACGGCAACCCGAAAGCCGUUCUUUGUAAAUUAAAUUAUGAGAAAAGCACGACGAAGUUCCAAAAUUUUGGGCCAAUUUUAUGGGCCAUUGAAACAAAAAGAAAAUAUUCUAAAUACACUCAACAUUUCUGGGGUGCCAAAAACUCAAAAAUUGUGUAACCUUGAUUUUUUUUUUUUGGAAAUAUAAAAACGGUGUUGAAUAAAAAUUACAACAAUUUGUUCUCCGAUUAAUCUAGUUCACGUUAACUAUAUAUGUAUAUGGAAAGCAACAGUCUGUUCUGGAAGAACAAUAUUAUAAAAAUUAAUAGAAUAAAAAUCAACACUAAGAGUAAUAAAUGUGUAAAAUUGAAAUAUUUUUGUACUUAUAACACUUGUGUAGCAAUACAUGUACAUAUAUUAAAUUCAUAGUGUAAAGAAAUGUUGCAUAAACAAUAAAAUGAAAUACAAAAAAAAAAAAAAAAAUUCCACAUAAACAGUGAAAAUGCAACUUUUAUAUACAAUUGUUACAAAGCGCAAAUCACAAAAUGAAGAUAACUUUGAAAAUAAGCAAAUAUAUAGUUAUUUUGUAUAUGUAAAAGUGAAUUAAUUACUUAAUUUUAUUGAAAGUAAAUAUUUUAAACAAAUAAGCACUUAAAAGGCGCAAAAGUAUUCACU
Molecule: messenger RNA, 3909 nt
Organism: Rhagoletis pomonella (apple maggot)
Lineage: Eukaryota; Metazoa; Arthropoda; Insecta; Diptera; Tephritidae
Exons: 6
Coding region: 852-2297 (481 amino acids)
Source: RefSeq, a predicted model, not a curated record